Molecule: messenger RNA, 1388 nt
Organism: Carassius carassius (crucian carp)
Lineage: Eukaryota; Metazoa; Chordata; Actinopteri; Cypriniformes; Cyprinidae
Product: complement factor H-like
Exons: 8
Coding region: 103-1269 (388 amino acids)
Source: RefSeq, a predicted model, not a curated record
UUGUGCUUCUCAGAAUGUCUUCAAAAGGACAUUAAAUAUGAAAACACCGAACCAGUUGCGAAAGCUUCAUACGCUGAUGGUGAAACAGUGAAAGUAAACUGCAUGGCAGGUUAUACUGGCUUGUAUAAAUUAAAGUGUGAAAAGGGAAAAUGGAAGAAAUCCACUGAGCGACCAUGUGCAAAAAAAAAAUGUAGUCAUCCAGGUGACACACCAAAUGGUGAUUUUAAACUUAAGGAGGGAACGGAAUUUGUUUUUGGAGCAACAGUGUUGUAUACUUGCAAGAAAGGGUAUGAAAUGGCCAGCAGAACCAAUCAGCGUACCUGCAGAGCUCAAGGAUGGGACAAUGCUGUUCCUGUCUGUGAGGUUGUGAAAUGUCCAGCCAUUCGCACAGACGGGGAUGUAACUGCAUCAGGCAAAACAGAGGAUGGAAGUUAUGGUGAUAUUAUUCACUUUGAGUGUGUAUCUUCUGAUAAAAUAGUAGACAGAAGUAGUGACAUUCAGUGUGAAGAGACGGGCAAAUGGAGCGACAUUGUUCCAAAGUGCAAAGAAAUAACAUGCACAGCGCCUGUCAUAUCAAAUGGAAAUGUUGUUGAUCCACAGCCAAAAUACCAUAAAGAUGCUAUAUUAAAAUACAAAUGCAAUCAAGGGUUCAAGGAGAGCGAGGAUAUCCCCAGAUGUGCUAAAUUUGGCUGGACUCUGAACCCAGAAUGUCAUGAAAUAACUUGUGAGCUGAAGUCAACCACUUUUGGGGUGCAAAAGAUCAAACCGAAGGAAAAAACUAUUUUCAGAGCUGGAGAAAGUGUGGAGAUCACCUGCUCUGAAAAACACUGGCUGUUUGGUACAAAAAAAAGCAACCGAUCUUUUACAUGCCAAAGUAAUGGGAAGUGGGACUAUGAGCCUGUUUGUGAAGAGAUUACUUGUGAAGAUCCUCUUGACCAGCAUGUGUCUAGACCAUACUGGGGAAAGCUGAAACUGGGAGUAAAACAGUUUUUCAGUUGUGAGUCUGGAUAUCGUGAAAUGGGAAAAGUGGCCACAUGUACCCGAGAUGGAUGGAUACCAAAACCACUCUGUACUGGGCCCUGUAUAGUGACGGUUGAGGAAAUGGAUAAAAGAGGAAUAGAGCUGCGGUGGAAGCCAAAGGGAACAAUAAUCUCACCACAAAAUGAUCACAUCGAAUUUGCAUGCCAGAGGGGCAAACAAUUAAGAAGCAAUAUCCUCCUAAAACAAAAGUGUAAUGAUGGAGUGAUGGCUUUGCCUGAGUGUGUGUGACAGUGGAAAUAGAGCAUAGAUGAAGCAUAAGCAGUACUACGUAGAAAAAACAGCAGAGCAGAUCAAAAUAAACCAAAAAAAUUCCCAAUUCAGUUUCUCUGUUUUGUAUUUCUUGCGAG